Chrysoperla carnea is the source of this 2965-nucleotide messenger RNA. RefSeq names its product F-box/WD repeat-containing protein 7 (gene ago). NCBI's taxonomy places the organism in Eukaryota, Metazoa, Arthropoda, Insecta, Neuroptera, Chrysopidae. Gene Ontology annotation, molecular function: ubiquitin binding. The transcript is spliced from 8 exons. The coding region runs from base 144 to 2939 and encodes 931 amino acids. The record is from RefSeq and is a predicted model, not a curated record. Gene Ontology annotation, cellular component: cytoplasm; nucleus. Gene Ontology annotation, biological process: ubiquitin recycling; proteasome-mediated ubiquitin-dependent protein catabolic process.
AUCUAUGAACAUUCUUUACAAUUUUUUACAAUACAAGAAGUACAUACAAGUACAUAUAUGAAUUGUAUGGGUAACAAACAUAGCCCCUAAAAAUAUGGCUGCUUUUGUAUGAUUAUCUUGAAAUUGUUGUAAUUAGACUUAGAAUGGAAGAAUUAUGUUCAACAACAGAUAACAACGUAAUACGAUCAUUAGGAAGUGUACCAGUAAUAAUUGAAGAAUGUGAGAACAAUAAAGUAAUAACAUCAACAAAUUUAAUCGAUAUAAUCGAUACAAAAACCAAUCAAAAUGAAUGUACUAGUCCAAGUCCAACCGAAACAAUCAUUUGUGAAUCGUUUGAUAGAAACUUAGAACCAAUACCUGGACCAUCACAUCAUAAUCAACCUACAUGUAAUCAACAAUUUCAAGAGACUAUUGAUUAUGAGGAAGAAGGAGAAGGAGACGAUGACUGUGAAGAUGAGUGUCAAGAUGAUAUAGAUGAAACACCACCAAAUGAGGUAAACAAUUUGGUAGACAUAGACGCGCCUGAUAAUAUUGAUGUGAUUUUAGAUAAUACAUUAAAUGAGACACAUGAACGUAUUUUACAAGAUAAUCGUACACCUGAACGACGAUUAAUAACAAUUAGUAAUAAUCGUAAUAACACUUAUCGUGACUUAGAUAACGCAACUACAAAACGUAAUCAAGUGUUUAUCAAAAGUAAUUUAUUUAAUAGUGAUAAUAAUAGUGUGGGAUGUGAUGGUGUUACUCCUAGUGGUAGUGGUGGGGAUGCGGGAGUUGGUGUGGGUGAUGUGUGGGAAGAAGAGUACGAGAUGAUUCAUGAUGAUGAUGAUGAUGGUGAUGAGGACGAUGAUGAACCGGAACCCUCAGUCUCAUGUUGUGGGGUUGGAGAAGCGGAUUGUGGUGAAGAUGUUGUGGUUGGGUGUGGAAGUGGUGAUUUUGAAGAUUGUCCGGAGUCUGGUGCCGAAGAAGAGGAGGAAGGUGGAGUGCAGGAUGACGAUGAAAUGAUAAUGGUUAUUGAUUCCUCUAAUGAACAGGAUGCCAUACCUAGUAAUUCUGGAUAUCGCCGAAGUUGGCGUAAACGUAAAUUAGAAACACAAAAUGCAUUUCCUUGUAAGAAACUCUUCCCAGAGAAUAAGACUGCCGUUGGUGAUGACAUGGAUUCAAUUACGGAAAAAAUGUCCACCACAAAUUCAAUAUCUUUAUCGAGUACUGAAAAGAAGCAUCGAUGUGUGAUACCAACAAAGGACAAUCCACCACCUGAGAUGAUUGGAUGGCUUUCACAAUUCGAGCGAUGGUCAAAUGCCGAACGUUUAUUAGCAAUUGACGAAUUAAUUGACCGUUGUGAACCCACACAAGUCCGACAUAUGAUGCAAGUAAUCGAACCACAAUUUCAACGUGAUUUUAUAUCAUUAUUACCGCGUGAAUUAGCAUUAAAUGUAUUAAGCUUCUUAGAACCUAAAGAUUUAUUACGUGCUGCACAAACGUGUCGUUCGUGGCGAUAUCUAGCUGAAGAUAAUUUAUUAUGGCGUGAAAAAUGUCGACAAACGGGUAUCAAUGAAUUACCACAGCUAGAGCAACCAUUAUUAUCGACACAUGUAAAUAAGAAACAUCAUCAUCGUAAUAUUAAUUGUAAAUCGGAUACACCUCCAACGUCUACAUCGACGUCCGCGACAAUACAUUCAGCAUCACCGUGGAAAGCCGCCUUUAUGCGUCAACAUGCAAUUGAAAUGAAUUGGCGUGUAAAACCAAUACGACCACCGAAAGUAUUAAAAGGACAUGAUGAUCAUGUGAUUACGUGUUUGCAGUUUUGUGGUAAUCGUAUUGUAAGUGGAUCUGAUGAUAAUACGCUUAAAGUAUGGUCAGCUGUUACUGGAAAGUGUUUAAGAACAUUAGUUGGACACACCGGUGGAGUAUGGAGCUCUCAAAUGGCUGGUAGUAUAAUAAUUAGUGGUAGCACCGAUAGAACAUUAAAAGUAUGGAAUGCCGAAAGUGGUGUUUGUAUUCACACAUUAUAUGGGCACACGAGUACAGUACGAUGUAUGCAUUUAUAUGAAAAUAGGGUGGUAAGCGGUUCACGAGAUGCAACCUUACGUAUGUGGGAUGUUGUAUCUGGUGAAUGUUUACAUGUAUUAGUUGGACAUUUAGCAGCUGUACGUUGUGUACAAUAUGACGGACGUUUAGUUGUUAGCGGAGCUUAUGAUUAUAUGGUUAAAGUAUGGAAUCCUGAACGUGAAGAAUGUUUACAUACACUACAAGGGCAUACAAAUCGUGUCUAUUCAUUACAGUUUGAUGGUGUCCAUGUUGUAAGUGGCUCACUAGAUACAAGUAUUCGAGUUUGGGAAGUUGAAACAGGUGCCUGCCGACAUACAUUAAUGGGCCAUCAAUCAUUAACAUCUGGUAUGGAAUUACGUAAUAAUAUUCUAGUUAGUGGUAAUGCUGAUUCGACUGUUAAAGUAUGGGAUAUCGUUACUGGACAAUGUUUACAAACGCUUUCUGGUGCGAAUAAACAUCAGUCGGCCGUCACAUGCCUACAAUUUAACAAUCGUUUUGUAAUUACAUCUUCGGACGAUGGUACCGUAAAAUUAUGGGAUGUACAUACUGGUGAAUUUAUACGAAAUUUAGUUGCAUUAGGUAGCGGCGGUAGCGGUGGUGUUGUAUGGCGUAUACGUGCAAAUGAUACUAAAUUAGUAUGCGCAGUUGGAUCACGUAAUGGUACUGAAGAAACAAAACUAUUAGUAUUGGAUUUUGAUGUUUUACCACCUGAUAAUCAAACAAAAGAUAAUAAUUUACAAAUACAAACAUCAACAGCCAAUAAUAAUAUUUUAAAUAAUAAUUUAACAAAUAAUUUAAAUAGUAGUAAUUUAAUAAAUAAUGUGAUCACUUUAAAUCAACAAGAACAUGAACAUGAACCUGAAACAAUUGAAGAUGAUGAUGACAGAUAAUAACAAUAUUUAUUUAUAAAACAACU